AUGGCGGCCAUGAGCCUCUUGCUUCGAGCGGCGGUGGCUUUGGGGUCUCGGCGACCCCUGGCUCGCUCAGCGGUCUGGGGUCGCUGCCCCCUGCUAGGCGGGGCCGUCAGUCGCUCUGGAGCCAUCGCUCCAUUGCGCCAUGGCAGUCACGGCGGGAAAAGAAUGUUUAUUGUCAAGGCGACAGAGUAUUAUGAUAAGCGAUUCCUGCGUUUGUUGAGAUUCUAUAUUAUGUUAACUGGAAUACCCAUAGCUAUCUUCGUCACGCUUGUCAAUAUCUUCAUUGGUGAAGCCGAACUGGCCGAGAUUCCAGAAGGAUAUGAACCAGAGCGUUGGGAGUACUAUAGCCAUCCCAUAACUAGGUGGAUGGUUCAGUAUCUUUUCGAUCCGCCUGAAAAGGAGUACGAAAAGACCUUGGCUUGGCUUGAUAUGGAAUCUCAGAAAAUCGAUUUAAGGCAGAAGGAGAGGGAAGUAAAUCGGCUCAUGAGAGAAAGGGGGGACGGCCCGUGGUAUCAGUAUGAAACCGCCAGCACAAGUCUUAUCGAUUACUCCCCUAAAUCCACACCCGACAACUGAGCUUUCCAGCCUUCUGCCUCAAAAGGGCGCACCCGCAAAGAGCAGCCGAAUUAUGUAAUAUAUCCCGGACUUAAUAACUCAAAUUAAAAAAUCUUGUUUCAGUUAC
Molecule: messenger RNA, 679 nt
Organism: Euleptes europaea (tarantolino)
Lineage: Eukaryota; Metazoa; Chordata; Lepidosauria; Squamata; Sphaerodactylidae
Gene: NDUFB5
Product: NADH:ubiquinone oxidoreductase subunit B5
Exons: 6
Coding region: 1-573 (190 amino acids)
Source: RefSeq, a predicted model, not a curated record